AUGUCUCUAUUUCAUGUGGUAUUUGGUAAAGCAUGCCACCUUUCAGUGAAAAUUGAGCAUAGAUCAUAUUGGGUAGUGAAGAGUUGUAACAUGACACUUGAGCAAGCUGAAAAAGAAAGGAAGCUUCAACUUCAGGAGCUUGAUGAGCUUCGCUUGCAAGCCUAUGAGAACUCUAGGAUGUAUAAAGAAAAAGUCAAAAAAUUCCAUGAUACAAAAACUCUGGGGAAAGAGUUCUCUGUGGGACAGAAAGUGUUAUUGUUUAAUUCUCAUUUGAAACUGAUUGCAGGUAAGCUUCGAUCUAGAUGGGAUGAACCUUUUGUGAUUACUAAUGUUUUUCCCCAUGGUGCAGUUGAAAUUAAGGAUGAAGCUACUAGCAGAGUUUUUAAAGUUAAUGGUCACCAAUUGAAACUAUUCCAAGAAAGCAAACCUAUGGAGAAGGCUCAAAAUAUAGAUGAUGUAUCUUUAGUGGAGCAUAUUUUGAUGGAGGAAGUGUCUACAUAG
Messenger RNA from Abrus precatorius (Indian licorice), 501 nucleotides. RefSeq lists its product as uncharacterized. NCBI's taxonomy places the organism in Eukaryota, Viridiplantae, Streptophyta, Magnoliopsida, Fabales, Fabaceae. The record is from RefSeq and is a predicted model, not a curated record. The transcript has a single exon. The coding region runs from base 1 to 501 and encodes 166 amino acids.